This is a messenger RNA of Carassius carassius (crucian carp), 1720 nucleotides long. RefSeq lists its product as uncharacterized. The transcript has 2 exons. Bases 69 to 1688 code for a protein of 539 amino acids. The record is from RefSeq and is a predicted model, not a curated record. Gene Ontology annotation, molecular function: GTP binding. NCBI's taxonomy places the organism in Eukaryota, Metazoa, Chordata, Actinopteri, Cypriniformes, Cyprinidae.
GUUCUUCUCUUGUCCCUCCAUCAUCUUUGAGGAAUCUCAUUUUUAGUGUUGGUCAUCAAAGAAACAAUAUGGCAAGUUCAGAUCGAAAACUAAGCAAAUUUGAUGAACUCAUCAAGAAAAGCAAAUCAGUUGUAAAUGGAAAUCCUACUCGAUACCAGGUGCAAAAAAUGAUGGACAAUACAGAUACAUUUCUGUCAUAUCAAAAGAUUUUCUUGGGUGAGAGAAACAAACAGAAAUCCCAUAAAACCAUUCUGCUGGUGGGAGAAACAGGAACAGGAAAAACAACCCUGAUCAAUACGAUGAUCAACUACAUGUUGGGAGUUCAGAGAGAAGACAAGGUUUGGUUUGAGUUCACAGAUGAUCAGAGCGACCGAUCUUCAGCUCAAAGUCAGACCUCCAGCGUCACUGUUUAUGGGUUUUAUCUACAAGAGAGUCCAAUCGAUUUAACAAUCAUUGACACACCAGGAUAUGGAGACACACGUGGAGUUAAUCUUGAUAAAAAGAUCGCCAAGAGUUUGCUUAAUUUAAGUAAAUCUGAAGAAGGGAUCCAUGAAAUACAUGCAGUGUGUCUGGUGAUUAAAGCAUCACAGAAUCGACUCUCGGACAGACAAAAAUACAUUUUUGAUGCAGUUCAGUCUUUAUUUGGGAAAGAUAUUUCUGAAAACAUUGUCUUGCUCUUCACACACUCAGAUGGGAUGCGUCCUAAAAAUGCUCUGACGGCUGUUGAAGCUGCUGAAAUCCAGUGUGCAGUGAAUAAGAAGAAUCAGCCAGUGUAUUUCUUGUUUAACAACUGUCAGUCAGACGCUGCUGAUGGAGAAGAUGAUGAAGAAUAUGAUGAAGAAUAUGAUGAAGCAAAUAAGCAGAGACUGGAUCAAUCAUGGAAUCUCAGUUUUAGAGGAAUUACAAGAUUGUUCAAGUUUCUUGACACAAUAAAACCAAAAUCCCUGGAGAUGACUCGAGAUGUUAUAGAGAAACGGGAACGUUUGGAGGCAAAUGUCUCCAAUAUACGAGAACGUGUUAAAAUGAUGGAAAAAAAGCAAAUUGAGCUGAAACAAACACAAGAAGCCCUGGAGAAGAACAAGCAAGAUGUCAUAGCAAAGAAGAACUUUGAGUAUGAAGUUGAAGUUCCCUACAAAGAGAUAGUUGAUAUUGAUACUUCUUUAGCCAGUAAGGCAUUGUGCUGCGUAUUCUGUGAAGAGAACUGUCAUUAUCCUGGAUGCUGGUGGGUCGCUAAUCUGGCGUGGUGUGAAGUGAUGAAAAAUGAUUACUGUACAGUGUGCACUAAUAAGUGCCACUACAGCAAACAUGUUAAACAACCAAAAAUAUAUCAAAUAAAGACAAAGAAGGAGAAGAGAUUUUAUGAAGGUUUAAAGAAGAAAUAUGAUGAUAGUAUGAUAAAAAUUGGUGAUGAUGUUUCUUUGGUCAAGAAGCUGAAUGAAGAACUGCAAGAAUUAGAGAAAGAGAAAAUAAUGCUGGUGACUGAAGCUUUUGACUGUGUGGAAAGUCUGGACAAGAUUGCACUCAAGAGUGAUUCUGCAUUCACACUUCUUCACAUUGAUGCUCUGAUUAUGAAGCUGAAAGAAAUAAAUGAGCCUGACAAGGCCAGAAAACUGGAUAUCAUCAAGAAGAGAGCAGGAGGAGAAAAGCAUGGAGCAUUGGAUUACUUAAAAAGAUUUUUUUUUAAAUAAGUUCAAUUCCUCUGCCCCUCAAAUUAUGCAAA